Molecule: messenger RNA, 1516 nt
Organism: Tarenaya hassleriana
Lineage: Eukaryota; Viridiplantae; Streptophyta; Magnoliopsida; Brassicales; Cleomaceae
Product: E3 ubiquitin ligase BIG BROTHER-related
Exons: 7
Coding region: 162-1220 (352 amino acids)
Source: RefSeq, a predicted model, not a curated record
CUCAUUUCUCUUUGGCCUCGCGACGCGUCAUUUUUUGUUUGUUUUUUUUCCCCUUCAGAUUCCUGAAUUAUUCCUCUUCGAUACCAACACCGCCCGAUAAAAGAAAAAAAUUCCAACUUCAUCUGCGCAAAUCCGAUUCGAAAACCCUAGAUUGAUCAUCCAUGUCCAUGAAGAAUGACAACACGACCCACAACAGCAGCGCCGGCGGCGAAGGCGGAGGCGGAGGCAUUACUGACAGUGACAACAUCGUCGACCGGACCUCCAAGAUGACCGAAACUGACGGACGGUUACCGGAGAAUCGGGAGAACGGCGACUCCGGCGUCUCCGGCGACCGAACUGGAAGUGGAGGGGAGGAGAGUGAGGCGGCAGCGGCGAUGGCAGAGAAUGGAUCUAAUUCGGUGGCGGAGCAGGAGCAACCUCGCCAAGCCGCCUCGGCCAGAGUUCCGUUCACUAAUCUUAGCCAAAUCGAUGCGGACCUUGCUCUCGCUCGUACGCUUCAAGAACAGGAACGGGCUUAUAUGAUGCUGAGCAUGAAUAAUGAAGUGAGAGAUUACGGGAGCUGGCAAACUGGAAGCUACUUAUCCGAUGAGGAUGAGUUUGAUGAUCCAGAGGAUGAUGAUAGGGAUAUCUAUGAGGAUGGGGAUGAGGAUGACGAAGAAGAUGAUGAGACUGAUGUGUAUGUUGAUGAAGAUGCGUCUGAUGUGCAUGCGCAUGAAGAUGGUCAAGAAAAUUACGGUGAAAACUCUGAAUUCGAUAUGGGUGCUUAUUCAGAUGAUGAGGCUUAUGCCAGAGCCCUUCAGGAAGCUGAAGAGCGGGAAAUGGCGGCUAGAAUGUUCUCCCUAGCAGGCUUAAAUGAUCAGGUCGAACAUGCGGAGGAUCAGGAUCAUAACCCUCAGGAUGAUGCAUGGGAGGAGGUUGAUCCUGACGAACUUUUGUACGAGGAGUUGCUGGCACUUGGUGAAGUAGUGGGAACCGAGAGUAGAGGGUUGUCUGCUGAUGCAAUAGCUUCAUUGCCAUCAGUGCGCUAUAAAGCCGGAAGCAAUGAGAAUGGAAGCAAUGAGUCAUGUGUCAUAUGUCGUUUAGACUAUGAGGAUGGUGAUGACUUGAUACUGCUUUCUUGUAAACAUUCUUACCAUCCAGAGUGCAUAAAUAACUGGUUGAAGAUAAACAAGGUCUGUCCCGUGUGCAGUGCGGAAGUUUCAACCUCCGGGCAAAGCUAGGGCACGAAAGAAACCGAUGAUUUGCUUUCUCUUGUUGAAGCAAUCGAAACCGAGACGAAAAGAUAAAACAAACAUAAAGAAACUGUAAGCUAAAGAGUUCUUAUAUCUGUUUUGUUUUACUGUGCUGCCCCUGAAGAAAAAAACAUUAUUACAUGUUGAAACUGUUUUCGUUCGUUCUUCAUUUUUUUACAAAGCGGCUCUGUUGUUAUGCCGUUAUUUGGUUUGUUAAAGUAUUAGUUUCAAGUAGUUGUUUAGAUUUUGCACUCUUCAUUCAAAUGGGAUUUUUUUUUAUUCAA